This is a messenger RNA of Limanda limanda (common dab), 2202 nucleotides long. Its product is annotated as zinc finger and BTB domain-containing protein 49. The record is from RefSeq and is a predicted model, not a curated record. NCBI's taxonomy places the organism in Eukaryota, Metazoa, Chordata, Actinopteri, Pleuronectiformes, Pleuronectidae. The coding region runs from base 181 to 2085 and encodes 634 amino acids. The transcript has 8 exons.
UUGUCGGCAGAGGAGAAGCAACCACAGUUUCGCGAUCGUUACCUGCAAACAUUUAGCGCGAUAGUUUUCCACCACUGCUGUUAUGGUUUAACCAAACAUACAACAUUUUUUAUCCCCACCAGAGGAGUUAAACUGUAUUUCACCGACUGAGCAGCAAGCGAGCCACUGACCGCGGGAACAAUGUCCAGCCGUCUGGCCUUCCAGACCCAGCUGGCAUCCAUCAUGGAAGUCCUGGCUAACGCUGCCGUGGCGGAGAUCUGUAAGCUGGUUGACGAUGAUUAUGCCGUGGUUAGUUUGCAGAUGUCCCAAUGUCACAGAGAGAACAAAUCCCUGAAGAGGAAACUGCACCUACUUGAACUGAAGAUGGCGAGAGGGAACGCCGAGCGGAGGCUCCGAGAAAGCUCCACGCACAGUACCCGACCGAGGGUGCAGAUCAACUGCGGCGAUAGGCGCCGGGAGUCCUCACCGUCCACCGGUGGAGUGUUUGAGCGACAGAUGGAUAUCACUCUGUGGUCUGACAGAACUGCUACACGCAACACAGUCAGCCAGGCAAACCAUUCUGACAACAUCCAAAGUAUGUCUCCAGAUGUGGAGCUGGUGGAGCCAGAUGCAAUGCUGGUAAAGGAAGAGAAGGUGGAAGCAAACAUGUCUUGCAUUGAAGAAACGGAGGACGUGCCACUUAUAGGAGAUGAUGGAGUGCUGAAAUGUGUCCAUCGUGGAGGGUCUGGAGAGAGACUGAGGCUUGAGGAGCAGAAUACCCAGAUCCAAAUCAGCAGGACCAGGCCUAUAGGCAGCAACUGCAACAGCAGCAGAGGAGUGGAGAAGGAUGAUGAGCCAGAUGUGGUGCUGGUGAAGGUAGAGGAAGUGGAGCCGCUGUCGGAAUUUCAGAACCAAACAGACCUCAGCAUACAGGAGGGGUUGGUGGAGUCGAGCACAGAUGACUACAGAGGAGGGCUGCCAUUUGAUGACACCACGCCAGCUUCCACCAAUCAGCUUUUAGACCUGCAGGAGUCUGGGGGGGGCUUCUCAGAGUCUGCAGAGCCUCAGUCGACCCCCAUGAUAUCAGAAGAUUCCAGCAGCAAAGUGGCCGUCAAACACCGGGUACCAGACAUCAAGACGUCAGCAAACCCCAACGCACAACCACCAGCAGGGCAGAGAUCCAGUAACAGCACCAAACCAAGCUCCGAGUACUCUCUGUUUGAGCUCGAGACAUUCUUCACCCGCUGGGCUCCUGAAAAUGACUCUGUGUCCACCCCCGGUGGCCCCUCAUGUUCUUUCAGCAUUGAUGACUCAGCAGAGUUCGACACAGAUGGAGCAAAUAUUGUAGCGGCUGAGCCAUCAGUCUCCUCAGCAGUGAGGAUUAGUGGAGGGCAGAGUUUGUCCUCUGCAGCUGGAUGCUCCACAGUUCACAACCAGCCCCCCAUGCCACAAGCAGGGACAUCUGUGUCUGUACCUAAGAGGAUCCAGGUUCCAUCUUCCCAGCAUCCAUGGGGAAGAACACCAGCCAUGAUUAAAAGUGCACAGUCAGUGAAACAGCAGCAACACAACAAUCCCUCUGCACAGAGCACACUGUCCUCCAGCACAGCUGCUGCCGCUAACAGUAACAGUGGUGAUAUAACAAGUGUCUCUGGUAUCACCUCAACCUGCAGGACAAUGAGCUCCACUGUGGCUCCACAGUCAGCUUUAGCUCUCAGGGGAUCCCCAGCACUGUUGGCAAGCAUUGAUUUAGCAAUUGCUGCACAGCAACGAGCCAGCCUCCUGGGUCACCUCAGUAAAAGCCAGUCUGCCAGUAUCACCUCCGGUGAGCACCGCAGGAAAGGCUAUGUAUGCCAAGCGUGUGGUAAGUCCUUCUCCGGCUUGUCCAACCUGGAGGCCCACGAGAGAGUCCAUACGGGGGAAAAACCUUUCCGCUGCGACACCUGCGGGAAACACUUCUCAGAGGCAGGGAACCUGAAAAAGCACCAGAGGGUUCACACCGGGGAGAAACCCUUUAGCUGCAAGCAGUGUGGGAAGAGUUUUGCCUGGAUCUGCAAUCUACGGACGCACCAGCAGUCUGCCACAGGCUGCGGAUCACAGCUCAGUUGAGCAUAAGGACUGGGCUGAUCUCACACACUCUGCUGCUUUUAGUAGUAUUUCUUUCUUUUUUUUUAACUUUUAUUAGAACAAGUACCUUGACAAUGUCUCACACAGCCUGUCAUACAA